UAUCUAUCCUUUUUCUUUAAAUAUUAGCAUGCAAAACUUUCUUGUUUUAAAUGGGACAGUGGUCCGUAUGUCAUAUAUCGUUAUGAUGCAUGGAUAACACUUUACUUAAUAACUAGAAUACAGAGUUAUUAAACAAAGUUCAAUCGUUGAAGCCAAAGAGAGUAAGUUGGGCUGACAGACAGCUGGUGGCCUCUGUCAGUUGAGAAAAGUUUGUUUCUGAGCGCUUCUGAUAUGUUAAUUAGCUCUGCGAGUGUGCGACCCUAUUGGCUCUUCGUCCGAGUCAAUUUCCCGUUUCCAGCCUUACGUCAGGGCGGCUACAAUGCUCUUAAACUCAUCUGCUGUGUGAUCCCAGUAAAAAAUCGUCCCACUAGGUACUCAGCGGCAUCAAACGUGCGAGAGCGACUCUCGGCUUGUUUCCCCCUACACCUCUCUCCGCUCGCGUAAUGUGCUCCUGAAGAAGGCGUAAAGUGUUAAAUGUUUGAAACACAAAACCACCGUGUUUCACAUGCUGAAAGAGGACUCCGCUACUCGUGCGCGCGGCACUGCUGCGUCUGUGCAAUAGACUCCGCAAAGAAAAAACUCCUCUCGCACGCCUGCAACUCCGUGGCUGCGCAGAAAGGACGCUGCAAAACCUCGUUUUCUCUAGUUUCAAGACAAACGCUUAAAAAAUCAAACUGGCUCACGUCUUUCCCAACCAGCCCAGUUUGACAGCUGCUCUUCACCCCGCUUGGAGGACUGUCAGCAGCAGCAAGAGGAUGGCAUCAGAGCUGGCAAUGAGCAACUCCGACCUGCCCACCAGUCCCUUGGCCAUGGAAUAUGUUAAUGACUUCGAUCUGAUGAAGUUUGAAGUGAAAAAGGAGCCGGUGGAGCCCGAUCGCAACAUCAGCCAGUGCAGUCGCCUUAUCGCCGGGGGAUCCUUGUCUUCCACACCGAUGAGCACGCCUUGCAGCUCGGUGCCCCCUUCCCCAAGCUUCUCGGCGCCCAGUCCGGGCUCGGGGAGCGAGCAGAAGACACACAUAGAGGAUUUCUACUGGAUGUCCGGUUAUCAACAGCAGUUGAAUCCAGAGGCGCUGGGCUUCAGCCCCGAAGACGCAGUCGAGGCGCUCAUCAACAGCAGUCACCAGCUCCAGUCCUUCGAUGGCUACGCGAGGGGCCAGCAGUUUACUGGCGCGGCCGGGACAGGAGGCUCCAUGGCCGGGGAAGAGAUGGGCUCCGCCGCAGCCGUGGUGUCAGCUGUGAUCGCUGCGGCAGCUGCCCAGAACGGGGCGCAACACCACCACCACCAUCAUCACCACCACAACGGCAGUCACCACCAGGCACCCGGCGUUCAGUCCAACGGCACUUCUGGGACGAAUCACCCUCACAUGCGCCUGGAGGAUCGGUUCUCAGACGAGCAGCUGGUGACCAUGUCGGUGCGGGAGCUCAACCGGCAGCUGCGGGGGGUCAGCAAGGAAGAGGUGAUCCGACUGAAGCAGAAGAGGAGGACCCUAAAGAACAGAGGCUACGCUCAGUCAUGCCGGUUCAAGCGGGUUCAGCAGCGGCACGUCCUGGAGGGGGAGAAAACGCAACUCAUGCAGCAGGUCGAGCACCUAAAGCAAGAAAUCUCCAGGCUGGUCCGGGAGAGGGACGCGUACAAGGAAAAGUAUGAGAAGCUCAUCAGCAACGGCUUCAGAGAAAAUGGAUCCAGCAGUGACAACAACCCUUCAUCCCCGGAGUUUUUCAUGUCAUCAAGAAAAUUCCUCCAUCUGUGAUUUCACGCCCCUUCUUCUUUGCCCUGGGUUCUUUGAGAUAACACAACAAGGAUUAUGAUGGCAUCCAAGUGGCUGACCAGUUGCACCAAGAAACCUACAAAGCACAAAGUUAAUAAUGAAGAACUUCAAAGAAGACCAUCUAGAUUCUCUCAAAACCCCCACAUUGAAGAUCUUGAAAGUGGCAUUUUCUCUGAAUUCCCUCCUUGAUAUUUUACCUGCAGCUUUUUGUACAAAACAAGACAAAAGAAAAAAAAUAAGAGACUCAUAAUCAUGAGAUGAUUGAAAACACCAGAUAAAUACUUUCGAAAGACUAUUUUCUUUUGAGUGCGAAGAUCAAUGAUGCAUGCUACUGUAAAUAAAUCAUGAAAACAACCUUUUUCCUGAAACAGGCAGCAUACUCAAUUGUUGUCACCAAAUUCAUAAACCUUAUUACUGUGGAGUGAGUGCUCAUGAAUUGAUUUACCUCACAAAACCUGAAUACAUUUUAUGAGUCAAAAGCCCAUGAAAUGUUCAUUUUAAGUAUAAUUUUAUUGUCUUUGGUAUCAUUAUUUGAUAUGUAAAAGUAUCGCUCUUAUUUUUAUUUUUUAAGCAACAGCCUAGUCUUCCUAUCUAAUAUCCACAUUAGUAUAUGUAAAUAGAAAUGAGUGAAAGCAGCAGCAUGGACAAGACUAUAGUUUGCAUUCCCCGAAUUGGUAAACCACUCAGUAUCUCAGUAUUUUAUAAUUAAUUUUUUUUUCAUUGUAUUUGAGUAGAUGCAUAAAGGGAUUAAUUAUAGGUCUCUAACACCAGAAAUACAUUUGGUUUUGUCUCUAUCUUGUAAUGGGGAAAGACAAGGUGAAUGGGAAAUGCCAUCAAUCCACUGGCCUGACAAAACCACAAUGUUCAGCAUUUCAUCUAUGAUUUAAUGUUAGUAUUGGACAUUUUCUCCUUGUAUGUAAUUUGUGUAUUUCCAAUGCAAUAACUGUGCCCUCCUUCUAAAUGCCCAUAACUGCUGUAAGCAAAGCUGCUGUCUUAUUGGGACACAUUUUUCUUUGCACGGUUCCAAACUGUGCUCUAUACCUGAGCCUACACAUGGGGAAGCAAAAUGGAAUUCCUGCAAUGUGGACAUGAGGAGUUAUCCUCCGUCUUCCAUGAACUUUGAUGAUAACCAAAUGCACUGACAGAUGAAACACCUAGCCAACGAACAGAUGACCUCAAUAAUUAGUCCCUCACUGGCGAAGGCAGAUGACAUUUGCAUGGACAACAGAGGAAAGCUAUUGUAACUUGUUGGACAGCAAUUCUCCGCCACCGUGCAUCCUUUCUACCUCUUAAGAAAUUCGUGUCCUACCAGUGACUCCCUCUGUUAUCCCCACAGUCCACAAUUUUGCUGCAUGAAAAAAAUGAGAGCCUCAUGAAGGAAGUUCAGCACUGAUUCCUGUAUAGCAAUGGAGAAAACAUCAAAUAUUCACUUAAAAACUAAUACACUCAUUGCUUGUUGCUGUAUAUAUGUACACUAGGAUGAGUCUGUGUAGUCUCAGAUGCUGUACUCUGCAUGUUAACUUGUAGAUGGAACAUAACAACUACUCAUAGUUGAGUACAUGCACAUAGUCAAUCAGUUGACUGACUGAACCAAUGUACACUCUUUCUUAAUUUUCUAUCCCCUUUUUUCUGUUUCUCAAAAUGUACAGUAGUGUACAAAAAACAAUUUUUUUGUUCCCCCCACACUUACCUGCAGAGCUGAUAAAUCUAAACACAUUAAAGGAAAGCACACCGUCCCUUCUAAUGUCAGGCUGAAACUUGGCCAUGGCAAGCAUGAGGAGGAGAAUAGAAAGGGGAGGCAGGCUGGGUUGCUCCAGUUAAGUGGCAGCAAACAAAGUGGCAUGCGGCGUCCUGCCAACAACUGUCUAUUCAUCUUGUGUCAAAAGGAUUUGCACAUUUCAAUGAGUCUACACACUGACAGAGAGGUCCAAGAGGAGAGAGUAAGAGGAAAGGCAGGGCUUUAGAGAAAAGAUAGGGAGGAAAAUAACUAAAUUUACUUAGAAAACGUUGAAGAAUUUUAGGGAUUCAAACAACUACAUGAUCAUUUUUUUCUGACCUCCUUGGAGAGCUCAACAACCCCUUGACCUCAAACUGUUACACCAUAAUGUAACUCUCUGGGCUACUAUGACCUCACGUCCUGUCUGAGGUUAACUUUCUGUUAAUGAGCAGACCCCUUAGCUCAACCAGAUGUUCAGCCUUGUGGUCAAAUACCUGUUACCCUCUGUGAUUUAUUUUUUAAACCCUGACAGCUGCAUUUGCUUAAACUUCUAGAAAUAGUGACAGAACUUCCCCAAGUAAAAAUAAAAAUGACUAAAGGAAAUACAGUAUAAACUCUUAAGACUCUUGAGAUCAAGAGUUUUUCUUUUCAGACAGAAAAUGAUACAGGCAUGACUAAUUCCUGCGCAUUAAUUCAGAACACACUCUAAUACACAGAUGUUUUUAAGCAGAAAAUUUGGUUAGAUGUGACGUUAUGUUCUACUGUUGAGACCAUGAAGGUACACAGUUUUAGUCAAAUUUUGCACAUUGAAUAACAUGAAAUAUUUACAGUCAACUCGUAAACAAAUUUGGGCUCAUGUCUUAGCAGUGAUUAGUUAAAGAAGAUUUAAAACACAAAAAGGAUGAACAUGUCAGUCAAACAGGAAACAGGUGAGAAGAAACAAGACACUGAGUGAGUCUCUCAGACUCAAGCCUUCCACGCUUUUAGACAUUAAACAAAGUCCCAUUUCUUUUAAGAUAUACCAGUAUGUGACAGGAUAAGAUGUUUUUUUUCUAAUAGAUUUGGAUGAACGCUUCACACUCACAUGGAGAAUACAGGGUUGGACACCUCCACAUGUAGAUCUGGGUGCACACAAAUACACAGUAAGUAUUUCCCUGGUCUUUGGCUUACACAAUCUCAUAUACACAUGUUCAAACCAUGUUAAUCAAAACAGCAAGACUAUAUGUAAACAGAUCGCCUACAUAAUGGGAUUGUUCAGUGUGUAAACAAUAGGCUGUUAGCGUAAUCACAGGUCAAAGAUAUAUUACCCAGAGAGCUAUGUUGUAUGUAUAUUAUCAUGAUGGAUAUUGUAGGAGGGAGGAGGGGUGCAAGGGCACUACGAUAUUGAGCCUUACUGAUUCCGAUUUACCCCCUAUUGGGCCCCAUCCGCUGCCUUCUCUCGUCUGCUGCCUUAUUCAAGCCUCACUUAAUCAGCCUCCCGUUUUUUCUUCAUAUUCUUUCCCCCUAUUUCUUAGAAACUUGGCUCCCCUUUUUCUCAGCCACUGAUUUUUUUAUAAUACCAGAUUUAUGUCUUUAUCAACUAUACCUUUUAUCCUUUCAUCUCUUUUCCAUCGCCCUCUUUUUCUGGACAGAUAUAAUCGGCUUCAGCAAAGUCAUCAAUCCCUCUCUUUAGUCAGUGGGGUACCAGGAUAAAGAAGCCCCUGCAAUCUUGUUUUUUUCUGAGUAAGCUAACAGAAGUCUGAGUGAUAUUGACCUUUUUAAGUUGCUACACCCAUGUCUGAAAGAUAAACAAGAGCAAGAAGCAGAAAGAUGUUUUGUUGUUCCAUGCUGGAUGAUUAGGAAUUAUUUUUACAGGCAGCUAUUCUUUAAGCUCAGUGCUGGUUAACUUUUCUCCACUUUACUUGACUACCAUUUUCCUCAUAUAUUUGGGUAAAUCAGAACAUCCAAAGUCCAGGACAGAUAUAAAACAAAAAUGCUCCUUGAAGUUGCAGCUUGAACUGUGAAGUCAAAGUUUGCACAUUAGCUCCCAAGUAUAUAAUCUGUUAUGGCUGGGGAGAAUAUAUGAUUUAGUAAAAUUUGUAAGUAAUAAAUUUUUGUAUCUCAAUAAACCAGUGGCACGCCUAUUACAACAUACCUUUGUUGGUGUAGUAUAUAAAAAAUGAACAGGAAAGAAAAUAUAUUUUAAAAAAUAUCUGUCAUAAAUGCUCAUUUGAGGUAGCGCCAAAACAAAAAAAAAGGAAAUCCCAACGCUUUCUGCCUUGCAAAUAUAAUGUGUUCAGCUCAGGUGUAAUGUAACUUCUACUUCCAAAACAAACUUAAGACAGCUUAUGUCCCACAGUGCAUAGGCCUAACCAGUUCAGUGGCAGUUGUUUACGUGACAGCAGUGUAAUACUAAUCUUGAAUAAUCCGUUUAUAACAUAAUUUUUAACAACAUCCGCCACUUAAUACUGCUUGGCCACUGGUUUGAGUGAGGAAGUGGGAGUGGAGUCAAAGGUGAAAGGAUUACACAGAGCAGCAACCCAUGUCAACCGCUUUUGUUUAAUCCUGACCAAUAGGCUGAAGUAAAACUUCUGAUAAAUGAUUCACAUAAACAAUCUCUAAACAACCCAGGCACCCCAACUGUGUGAGCUGUAACUCAUUUAGCUGUUUAUGGUAAAAAAAUUUAAAAAAGAAUUUAAAAAAAGAGCUUGAUGAGUGAUGCAGAGAUACUAUGGGUUAGAGCUGCUUUAUUAGACAAGCCACAGCAAAGACAGAGAAGGCCUCCUUAUGUCACAGAGCUAAUAACUGGAAUGAAUAAUAGACGUUGUAAAGCCCUUACUCCCUCCUUAUUCUGCCCCAUACAUAAACUUGAGCUCUAUGUGGGCAGUGAGCCACCAAGCCCUUCGCAAAAAUGAGAUGGGCUCCCAAGAAGAUUGGGGGUGAAGGUGGGGGUGGAGAGAAUCGGAUUAACCAAAAUGCCUCAAUUGUAGGAAAUGCUUGGGGCUGACCUUAGUGUAAUGCCACUGACAAAUGCUGUAAACUAAAUCCUUAGUUUCUGAUUAGGCAAUCAUGGAAACCAGAAUUAACUGUGGUGAAAUUGCUCAAAUCUGUACGUAUGUUUUUCUAUGCAAAUGUUUAUAAAAGACUUGGGAUUUAUGCUUAAUACCUUUAUUGCCACUGGAGAAACAAAUAAACAGGAGAGCAAUAAAUUGCCAGAAGCUGUCAAAAGGUACCAUUUCAGUCAGCACAGUUUGACUGUGCAGUCUGGCUUCUGACAGCUUUAUUUAGUCUUUAGCACCUGAGCCAGAAAGCAGAGAGCAAAUUGUUGGCACAAAAAGUAGCUUAACUAGAUUCCAAUCUGCCUUCUUUGAGAAACAAUUGAUGUAGCUAAUGCACAUGAAAAACAAGGAGCAGGUUUUUGGUCUGUGUUUACUUUACUUGAGGAUCAAACACAAAGGGCCUGGAAGAAAGGUAACAGUCUAGAUUUAAUUUGAAUCUUUUCCUGCUAUCUGAGCCUGAUCAGAUGGCAUGACUACUGAAAUGAUGUUUCAGCUUGUCUUCAGGGUGUAAAAUACAGAUUAAAGGGGCUCAACUGCUUCUUUAAUGGAGGCGUGCUGUUCUCCUUGCUGUGAUCAGGGUGUAAUCCUUCAGUUUUAAAAGAAGUGAAAAGUUUGUGGUGUCCAGAAAGUUACAAAUAUGUCUCUUCUGGCCCCCCUACAGAGCUGAGAGUGGUAGACAGCAGGGGAUAACCAUAUGUCUUCCAACUGUGUUUCAAAGCUCCCAUCGUUUGCUAGCUAAAUUGUAUGAUAUCAUUAUAUACACCUGGCAAAAAAUAAAGAGCUACCGUUAUGCAUCUCAAUGUGCAAAGUAAAACGUAAUGUUUUCAAAACUAAGGUUUCUUUAAAUAGCAAAGGGACGUAACUUUACUUACUUUAUGUUGAUCAUUUGGAAGGGUCAGCUCAUCACUUUGUUUUUACAUGCUUUUAAAAUACUGUUGCUCGUGAACAAUUAAAAGUUUAUGAUAUCCCACCACUACGAGCCCCUUUGCUGUUGCUUGAGGUUAAUUUGUGCUCACCCCUCAUUUCAAUUGUUCUGUGGUAAAUGUCCACAUUAUUUCCCACAUGUGCCUGAAUGAGGGGUAUGAUUAUCAAAAGGUAGACCUUAUGGGUAGCUGUUAUAUUAUCAAAUGGGUUGUAAGCUGCAGUAACAGAUUCUGGGGUCUUAUUGCUAUGGCAAUCAGCCCCUUGCCACUUGGUCUUUCCUGACCCCAGUCAGAGAUAAGCUUUAUGGGAAAGCACAUUAACAUACUCUGGCAGUCACCUCACUCCUUGAUCAAAGGCAGUCCUGUGAAAUCAAGUGUUUAUGGACCCCUAGUGAGAGGACAGUGCUGCUGAUUGCCCAUAUUAGAGGUUGACUGUAAAUGAGCUGGAGAUGGACAAAGGACUCGUAGCAGUGGGGAAAACUGAGGACGGGAUACUGAUGUUCUUGCUAAAUGAGCAAUAAUUUUAAUGACCCAUGAGCAGGAUACUCUUCCCUAAAAAUACUGUCAUUAGAAUCACUAAAUGGAAAAUGUUUUUUUUGUUUGUUUUUUUAACACUGGAAGUAAAUUUAUUUCAUUCAUUAUUUUAGAUAAAAAAACAAAACAAAAGUUUUUCAUUAGCUAAUAUGAAACAUGCCUAUACAACCUGGUACUGACACUUUGGAGCCAAUGCAUUAUAUUGUAAGUUUAAAAGAAAUUAUUUUAUUUUACCAUUGUCUUUUUUCUAUUAAGAUACAUUGACGCUAAAUGUCCUUUAGAUUUUUUUUAAAAUUAUUAUUAUUAUUUCUAUUUUUACUCUUUAUUUUAAUACGGGCAUUUUACUUUGGCUACUAAAAAGCAUAGCAUUUAAGAAAAUAAAACGAUGUUAGCUGCUGUGAGUGCCUGCUUACAGCCUGAUCACUUGUGUAAAAUCCUCUCAGCGUGUCUACAAUGAUGGAUGGUGAUAGCCCUGUGUCUUUGUACACAACAGGGGGGACCUACUGUUGUCACCGGACAGAUACAGGGAGUUGCAAAGAGAAAGAUGUAACCACAGCUUAAUGUCCUUCUCUGGUGCUGUGCAUGCUCUUUCCUAUUUGCUUUUCCCUUCACGGCACGGUUAACAUCGUAAAUUAACCUUUCCAAGCCCCCUGUGCUUACAAGCUGGCGCACAAUACAAAGGAAAAAAUAGAUCUUUGUUAUGCAAUGCGGAUGGUGCUGGUCAGAGACACAGCCUGUUACAGUGUUCAGUUAUUUCUUUUUUCAGUGAUGGGGAUAAAACAAUAUAAGUUGUUCAGUCAAGCAUACUUUAUGUGCAUGUCCUGUGUACUCUGCAAAUCCAUACGAGGCUGGUUUCUGUUCUCCAUCUUGGAAAUGUAAAUGAAACACAUGAAACAAAAUGUACUCUAGGUCCUUCUUUUCUUAGGUCAAUCUUGUAAAUAAAAUGUAAAUAACAAACAGCUAUGCAUGCUAAUGUACACGCAAUUUGUUCAGGUACUUUUGUAAUCCAGACUGCUCAUAUGGCAUGUAAUAAUGACAAAAAGCAAAAGUGGAAACAGCAUAAUAAAUUGUGAACAACAAUAUGGUUUGUAAUGAUGUCAAAAAGGGAAAAAUAUGUCUUAGCUGGUAAUGUUUUCUUACUGAUAAGUAUUGCAUUGGCCUGCCAUUUACUCCAGUGCUGUGCUCAUGUUACUUGAUUUUUUUUUUUUUCCAAGAGGUGAGGUAAGGGCAAAUAUGAUAAUAAAUUACCAGUCUGUGGAAUAGUGUAAGUAGCAGUCAAAAUGAGGACAAGCUGGUGUUCUGGCUGUUUUGUGUUUAAUUCUUGAUUGCCACUGCAUGCUGACAUGCAUACUCCUAUUAAUAGCUGAGUAUGAAACACAACAAAUACAAUUUUUCAAAACUGAGCUGCCAUUAGAGUUGUGUCAGCAGAAAAGAAGGCACAUCACCAGCUAUAUCAAGUGUAGUUUUGAAAGGAUACGCUACUGGAAAUAAAUGCAACUUACAUGAAUAGAACAAUUAUUUUUGCUGAUUCAGAUUUUUCCAAUAAUUACUAACAUGGAAAGUGUACUCAAGUAAAUAACUUGUUUUUUUUUCAUUUUGGAAUUUGUUUCCGCUUUUGUAAAACAAUGUUUAGUUAAAAAAA
Xiphophorus couchianus (Monterrey platyfish) is the source of this 9623-nucleotide messenger RNA. RefSeq names its product MAF bZIP transcription factor a (gene mafa). The record is from RefSeq and is a predicted model, not a curated record. Gene Ontology annotation, molecular function: DNA-binding transcription factor activity, RNA polymerase II-specific; RNA polymerase II cis-regulatory region sequence-specific DNA binding. Gene Ontology annotation, biological process: regulation of transcription by RNA polymerase II. Bases 756 to 1751 code for a protein of 331 amino acids. NCBI's taxonomy places the organism in Eukaryota, Metazoa, Chordata, Actinopteri, Cyprinodontiformes, Poeciliidae. Gene Ontology annotation, cellular component: nucleus. The transcript is spliced from 3 exons.